Messenger RNA from Phragmites australis (common reed), 599 nucleotides. Its product is annotated as small ribosomal subunit protein eS21. Gene Ontology annotation, molecular function: structural constituent of ribosome. The record is from RefSeq and is a predicted model, not a curated record. The transcript is spliced from 4 exons. Bases 194 to 439 code for a protein of 81 amino acids. NCBI's taxonomy places the organism in Eukaryota, Viridiplantae, Streptophyta, Magnoliopsida, Poales, Poaceae. Gene Ontology annotation, cellular component: cytosolic small ribosomal subunit; ribosome. Gene Ontology annotation, biological process: endonucleolytic cleavage in ITS1 to separate SSU-rRNA from 5.8S rRNA and LSU-rRNA from tricistronic rRNA transcript (SSU-rRNA, 5.8S rRNA, LSU-rRNA); endonucleolytic cleavage to generate mature 3'-end of SSU-rRNA from (SSU-rRNA, 5.8S rRNA, LSU-rRNA); translation.
UCUGCCCAUCUCAAGGAAGUGACACUGCCAGUGGGCCCAGAGCCGAAAGCUAGGGUUUACGAGCCGUCCGCUCUUAUAAAUAGCAGCAACCCUCUCGCCCCCGAACCCUCCCGCCGCCGCCGCAGCUCGCUUCGGUCUCCAGCUCCCUUCGAGAGAUCAAGUCGCUGUUGCGGUAGUUCCCCCAACCGUCACCAUGCAGAACGAGGAGGGUAAGAUGGUGGACCUGUACGUCCCCAGGAAGUGCUCUGCCACCAACAGGAUCAUCACUGCCAAGGACCAUGCCUCUGUCCAGAUCAACAUUGGUCACGUGGAUGAGAAUGGACUGUAUGAUGGCCGCUUCACCACGUUUGCUCUCUCUGGGUUUGUCCGUGCUCAGGGUGACGCAGACAGCUCGUUGGACAGGCUGUGGCAGAAGAGGAAGGCUGAGAUUAAGCAGUAGAUCUAGCAGCAGUAGUUUCACCAAGAAUUGACUCUUGUGAUUUCUUGAGUGAUCCUGCCUUGGCUAUGUUUUGAUUUCAUGCCUCUAGACCGUUUGGAUGCAAUGCUGUGAUUUCACUUGGUACCUUGAAAUCUAAAGACUUAAUAUCGUUUGCCCGCUA